This is a messenger RNA of Cutaneotrichosporon oleaginosum, 819 nucleotides long. RefSeq lists its product as uncharacterized. The record is from RefSeq and is a predicted model, not a curated record. NCBI's taxonomy places the organism in Eukaryota, Fungi, Basidiomycota, Tremellomycetes, Trichosporonales, Trichosporonaceae.
AUGCCCCGCUCUCAUUUCCGUCCUCACUUAGCCCUCCCAGCUUACACUGCGAUGCGUGCUCUGUUCGGCCUCUUCAUCGUACCCCUCGCCGUCGCCGUCAUGGCUUACCAGUAUCUCCUUGUUUCUCCGACCUCCAACGGCCAGAACCAAACAUCUCACGGCAGCAAGGUCGACGCCAACACCUCCAAGAUCCAAGCCACCAGCAGUCCUACACCUUCUCGCACGCGCAAAGACACGAGGACCGUUCGCUUUGCUUCUGCCUCGAACAACGUGUACUUUCCACCCAGCCCUUACACCCCGUCCAACUCAUCCACUUAUGAUCCCUCUUCUCUUGACACUACCAACGCCCCUCAACUCCCGAUCACACCUCCCUUCACUCGGCGCCAGUCGAUGGACGCUCCGCAAGCUCGACGCAUCCCCAACGCGGCGAGGAACAAGCCCUUGCUGUACGAUGGUCCCCGUCUGCCCUCCACCCCCCUGUUUAACAAGAACAAUGACAACAACACCCCGUCAAACACACCUCCUCGUUGGCCAGGAGCCAGGCAGCGCCUCUUCUCUACCCGUCACCACAUUCCUGUCACGCCACCGGCUGUUCUGGUCCACCACACCUCCACCUCGCUCCAUUAUGAGGAGACCACCACCUCCUUCUUCCUCUCGCAGCCUACCGACACGGCCGACGGCGCCUCGCAGCCGACCACGACCCCAGCUACCGCUGCUUUGCCCACCACGCCUCCUCCCGCCAGGUCCUUCGUGGCAGCUGUUCUUCGCAACAUGUCGCCCUCCGAGUUCCUUGAGAACUCUAUCGCCAUUCGGCAGUAG